Frankliniella occidentalis (western flower thrips) is the source of this 3264-nucleotide messenger RNA. It is a transcript of the gene Nep2, whose product is annotated as neprilysin-2. Gene Ontology annotation, molecular function: metalloendopeptidase activity. The transcript has 11 exons. Gene Ontology annotation, cellular component: plasma membrane. Bases 91 to 2355 code for a protein of 754 amino acids. The record is from RefSeq and is a predicted model, not a curated record. Gene Ontology annotation, biological process: protein processing. Lineage: Eukaryota; Metazoa; Arthropoda; Insecta; Thysanoptera; Thripidae.
CUUUUCCCUCUCUCUGUCGGCAGCGGGCGAGCAGCGACACCUCCACCCAGCAGGCGCGCCGUGCCGCGUGCGGCGAACAGCAGCAGCGCGAUGAAGAACACCGUCAUCAAGAACCCGUCAUGGUGGAAGCGGCGGAGCCGGCUGGAGCGGCUGCUGACGGCGGCCACGGGCGGCCUGAUGUGCGUGGCGCUCGCCCUGGUGGUGGCGCUCGCCGUGGUGGCCGUCCACGACGACGCCAGCGCGACAGGCGCCGCCGACGCCAGGUCCCGCGGCCCCGGACCCACCCCCAAGCCCAACGAGCCCGCCAACCAGGACGUGUGCCUCACCGAGGGAUGCAUCCACGCCGCCUCGUACCUGCUCAAGACCAUGGACCUGGACGUGGACCCGUGCGAUGACUUCUACCAGUACGCGUGCGGCAACUUCAUCCGCACCACCAACAUCCCGGACGACAAGACGAGCAUCACCACCUUCUCCAAGAUCAACGACGACCUCACCGAGCAGCUGAGGAACGUGAUCGAGGAGCCCAUGACCAGCAGCGACCCCAUGUCGUUCGGCGUGGCCAAGAAGCUCUACAAGGCCUGCAUGAACAAGACCCUGGUGGAGGAGCGCGGCCUCACCCCCACCAAGGAGAUCCUCCAGAAGCUCGGAGGUUGGCCCGUCCUGGAAAAGGACUGGAGCGAGGAGAAGUUCGACUGGAAGGAGGCUGUCUACAAGUUCCGGAAGGAGGGCUUCAGCGUCGACUACAUAUUUGACUUUUCCAUCAACAUCGACCUCAAGAACUCGACGUCGCGAGUCAUUGACAUCGACCAGGCGUCGCUUGGUCUCAGCCGCGAGUACCUGCACAAGGGCUUGGAGGACAAGCUCGUCAAGGAGUACUACAAGUACCAAGUGGACAUCGCUGUCAUCUUCGGCGCCGACCGGGCCGUCGCAGAGAAGGACAUGCUUGACGUGGUCAACUUCGAAAUCAACAUGGCCAACAUCUCCCUGCCCAACGAGCAGCGACGAAACUCGACCAAGCUCUACAACCCGAUGAAGAUCUCGGAGCUGCAGGAGCGCUACCCGUCCAUCCCGUGGAAGGAGUACAUGGAAAAGAUCCUGCCCGCCUCCAUCACGCUCUCCGACUCCGAGGUCAUCAUCGUGGACGUGCCCGAGUACUUCAGCAAGCUGGAGAAGCUGCUCGCCAUGACGCCCAAGCGCACCAUCGCCAACUACCUGCUGUGGCGCGCCUGCUCGUCCACCCUGAGCUACCUGCACGACUCGGUCCGCGACCGCCAGCUCAAGUUCUACACGGCGCUGUCGGGCCGCACGGAGCGCGAGAGCCGCUGGAAGGAGUGCGUCGACCUGGCCAGCGGCAGCAUGUCGCUCUCCAUCGGCUCCCUCUACGUGCGCCGCUACUUCAAGGAGGACUCGAAGCGCGCCGCCCUCGAGAUGGUCAACAACAUCCGCCAGGAGAUGUACAAGGUGCUCAAGUCGGUGCCCUGGAUGGAUGACGCCACGAGGCAAGCUGCCCUGGAGAAGGCGUACUCCAUGACGAACCACAUUGCCUACCCAGAUGAGCUGCUGGAUAACUCCAAACUGGACAAAUUCUACGAAGGGCUCGAGGUGAACGAAGACAUGUACCUGGAGAGCAUCCUCAACCUUACCAAGUUCGGCACAGACUAUUCGUUCAACCGCCUGCGCCAGAAGGUGAACAAGACCGAGUGGAUCUCCCACGGCAGACCGGCCAUCGUCAACGCCUUCUACAGCUCCAUCGAGAACAGCAUCCAGUUCCCGGCCGGCAUCCUGCAGGGGGCGUUCUUUUCCAGCGACCGGCCCCGCUACAUGAACUACGGCGCCAUCGGGUUCGUCAUCGGCCACGAGAUCACCCACGGCUUCGACGACCAGGGGCGCCAGUUCGACAAGGACGGCAACCUGGUGGACUGGUGGGCCAAGGAGGUGCAGAAGAGCUACCUGGAGAAGGCGCGCUGCAUCAUCGAGCAGUACGGCAACUACACGGCCAAGGAGGUGUCGCUCAAGCUCAACGGCAUCAACACGCAGGGCGAGAACAUCGCCGACAACGGCGGCAUCAAGCAGGCCUACCGCGCCUACAACACGUGGGUCGAGGCCAACGGGCCCGAGCCGCGCCUGCCCGGCCUGCCGCUCAACCCCCGCCAGCUCUUCUGGGUGUCGGCCGCGAGCAGCUGGUGCUCCAAGUACCGGCCCGAGGCCCUGCGCGUCCGCAUCACCACGGGGUAUCACUCGCCGGGUGAGUUCAGAGUACGGGGACCCAUGUCGAACCAGGAGGACUUCGCCAAGGACUUCAACUGCCCCGUGGCCAGCUCCAUGCACCCCACCAAGAAGUGCGAAGUGUGGUAAAGAGAGGCCCGCGCGAGCUCCGUGAGCGUUGACUUGGACGAGAAACGUGCGCAAUGUAACGCGUUGGCACACUGACCACCAUCACCACCACCACCAGUACAACCUCCUCGAGAAGGGGAGGGAAGGCCCCGCCGUGGUGGCAGGGCGGGCUGGGGCCUUGGGGGAAAAUGAUGGGGAUCUUUUCGAGGAUUGAGAAAUCGAUACAAGACUGAAAGCUACGCAAGACAGAUUCGACUCCAGUUUAUAUAUAUUGUCAGAGACUGCUGAAAUGUGACAGUGCCCGUGAGCCGCACGACGGAGACGGGGCCAACGCCCAAACGUAUGCGUGAUCACACCGCAGGUGGAGAGAAGACACACUCUCCGACUUUCGUGAUACUCAUUGGAAUAAGUGCCACUCUGAAGCGCGGUGUGACAAGAGGAAUCGCCGCCCGUUGCGUGAAUUUUUAAAAGAAUGUUCGCAUUUCCAGAUGAUUUGUUACAAAUUUGUGUUCUGUUGUUCAUUUUAUUUUUGUAUUUCAUUUUUUUUUUUUUCAUUUUUGUUCAACUGCUUUACUUUUGGAAAACAAUUUCUUGUCAGCUACCAAUUAAAAUCACAUGUGCCACUCUACCUAAUUUUGUUGGCUUGUGAUGUACAAUUACUUUCCUUCUAUUGCAACAGUGAGAGUGAGCUUAAGUGAUUUUUUUCAAAUUGUGCAGAUCAUUGACUUCAAAUUGUUUUCUGUAGCUGUUUAAUAAUUAGUAAGCAUAGAAUUAAGAAACCCAUUCCGUCCUGACAGCAUGUACCUGUCUUUCUACGACCAGUUUAUUUAAUUUAAAAAAAAAAUAUUAUUAGAUAAAAAAAAUUGUUUGAAAGAAUAAUGUGAAAAUAGUGUUACACUUAAAUUAAAAAAACAAAAAAACAACAUAAAA